GUGGCAACAUGUGACGUCAUCACAGUGGGUCGGCGGUUCAUUCAUGGGUACACUGACUAACGUUAGUCCAGCUAGCAGGGUUGACGUGUAGGUAUAAGGCCGAGAAGAUGAUGGAAGAGAGCGGGAUUGAGACUACUCCCCCUACCAGUCCUACACCUCUGACUGUGGCUGCCACAGUCAGUGCCCCACCCAUGACCAUAGGUCUGUCCAGCCCUCUGUCCCCCCCAAGCACCAUGUCCAUCCCCAUCAGUUCCUCCUCAGUCUCCACCACUCUCCCCCCUGUUCCCUCCCUCCCCGCCUUCAGCAGCCCUCUGGCUGCACCCCCCUCCCUCUCCUCCCACUUUUCCCCUCCCUCCUCGCUCACCUCUCCCUUCACCAGUGGCUCUCCCUUCCCUCCCUCUGCCUCCCCCUCUUUACCUCCUCUGGCCUCUGCCAUCAGACCACCUCACUCCUCUGCUCCUGGCAUGCCGGCCCCUCCCGUAGGCCCGCCCAUGUCCGGCCUCUCCAUGAGCGCAGGAUAUGACAUCACACGGGGUCACGCUGGUCGGACGCCACAGACGCCAUUGAUACCGACGUUCUCCGGUCCCACCACCAUGCCGGGUGUAGUGUCCAAUGCCAUGGUUCAGCAGCCAGUCAUGACAGGAGGAUUCGACACUGGAUCUCCCAUAACUUUCCCAGAGGAGCAGGAAGAUCCCAGAGUGUCUGGAGACAUCAGCACCGGCGGUGGAGGCAUCUGGGGCUUCAUCAGGGGAGUAGCAGGUAACCCUGUUGUAAAGACAGUCCUGGACAGAACCAAACACUCUGUGGAGUCCAUGAUCACCACUCUGGAUCCUGGCAUGGCUCCAUACAUUAAAUCUGGUGGGGACAUUGACAUUGUGGUGACUUCAGAUAAGGAGAUGAACGUGGAGGCAGUCAGAGAUGCCUUCCAGGAGGUUUUUGGGAUGGCCAUGGUCACUGGAGAGCCUGGUCAGUCCAACAUUGCCCCGCAGCCUGUGGGCUACGCAGCUGGUGUCAAGGGGGCUCAGGAGCGCAUCGACAGCCUGCGUCGAGCUGGUGUGAUCCACGAGAAACAGCCAGUGGUCUCUUUGGAAAACUUCAUCGCUGAGCUCUUUCCUGACAAGUGGUUUGACAUCGGCUGUUUGAUACUGGAGGACCCCGGUUACAGCAUCCGCAUCGAGGUUUUCACUCAGGCCACUCCUGUGGCUCUAGAACACGUCCAGCAGGCUCAGUCCCUGACCCCUCCUGACUACAGCCUGCGCUGGUCAGGCCUGGUCGUUCCAGUGGGUGAGGUCCUGGAUCGCAGCCUGCCCAACAUCAACCGAACAGACUGGCACCAGUCCAUGACGGGCAUGACCCAGCGGCAGAUGAUCCAGAGCGCUGCCAAAGCUCUGGCUGGAAUCUACAAACAGCAGCUGCCACCCAGGAUUGUGUGAGGCUAAAUGGUUCCAGUUUAUGUUGCAUACUGGGAGAUGGAGACAUGGAUUGGAGUUAAACAUAGCUGAUGGGACAGGGUGGUUCCUUCGUCGCUCCCCAUCAGCCCAUACCCCUAUUCUGUCCUUGAGGGGCAAAAGCCAAAAUGCACAAUUCUGUAAAGUCACUGAUGUUUUUUGUGCACAGAUGUUUUCUGGCUCUCCAGCGUGUCAGCAGGGUUUCACUGAAAUUCCAUUAGAUAUGAAACCAAUUCUUUGUUUGCCAGCUCAGGCUUUAGAGAGGAGCUCAUCAUCAGCUGAUCAUCUCUUCAUCUUCCUUGCAACGUUUCUACACAUCACGUAAAUGAAUCAACUACCUGAACUCUAACCCACUGUUCAUGAAUGCUUAAGAUUACAGUACAGACUAUUCCAUGGACUGUGUCCCAGUUGUGUUCUAUAUGCUAGAGGUUGUCACGGGUUGUCAGAGGACUUGAAGAGACCCAGAGAAACCCAGACCCAGUUAGACUUAAUAAAAUAUGGACCUGCCAUGACACGAAGUGGGUCUCAGGUUACUACUCUACUUUAACACUGUUGAUUUGACUUUUUAAACUAAAGUUUACAGUGCACUAUUUUGGCAAUACGCAAAAAGCUUGUGUGCGCCUCGUGUCGUAUCCUGAGAUCCUGACGUUAUUGCUGAUUUCAGACCUUUAAAUAGUGGCUCAGUAUUUUGUGUGGACAUCUUUGCUGUCUGUUACUGGAUCCAUCCAUCCAUCCAUCCACCAUGCAGCUUUUUUUUUUUUUUCCAAAAUUUAUUUCCAGCUGUAAAUAACUCCUCUGUUUUACUUGCCCAGGGAAAAAAAAAAAAAAAAAUCAUUCAAGCAUGAAAUGAACUUGCUAAGAGCUAAAAUGAGCAACUAGGCCACUGUCAACCCACCCCCUUGAUGCUAUGCAUCAGUGGUGUUCCUAUGCUUCUGCUAAAUGUAUGUAAUCAUUUACUGGGUGGUAAUUUGAUUAAGCACAAAUUAAUUUGGGAAACUAAUAAUGAAAUGAUAACGGUAUUAAAACCAGAUUUUGACACAUUUCCUUGAGAUCUGGUAAAAUGUCAGUUAAUACUGUGAUUUAGUGGUGCAUAUUCCUAUAUGUAUUUUUUAGAUACCAUUAGUCAGUUGUCACACAGUGAACAUAGAGGCUUUAGAAGUGGUCUUGGGAAAAGGGUCAGCAGAAAACAGUGUCACUGUUUGCGUUAGUGAGAUUUUGUUCAUUCAAUAACUUCAGACUAAAAACAGUAAGUUUUCUCCACAUGCUCCUCUUUCUAUGCAGGUUCCACUGCGUCAUUUUUUACACUGUGCAUGGACUAAAGCCAUUUGGAACCAGUGUAUAGUCUGCAAUUGGGACACAGCUGGAAUGGUCUGAUGGGUCCAUCAUGUUUUAUAUAUGUGUUAGAUUAAAAAAAAAACAACCACAAAAUAAUCUUAGUAUCACUUGAUACAUGUUCUUGCUUGUUU
Toxotes jaculatrix (banded archerfish) is the source of this 2914-nucleotide messenger RNA. RefSeq names its product proline-rich coiled-coil 1 (gene prrc1). Gene Ontology annotation, biological process: activation of protein kinase A activity. Bases 108 to 1433 code for a protein of 441 amino acids. Gene Ontology annotation, cellular component: cytoplasm. Lineage: Eukaryota; Metazoa; Chordata; Actinopteri; Toxotidae. The transcript has 9 exons. Gene Ontology annotation, molecular function: protein kinase A regulatory subunit binding. The record is from RefSeq and is a predicted model, not a curated record.